Messenger RNA from Canariomyces notabilis, 2919 nucleotides. RefSeq names its product ARM repeat-containing protein. Gene Ontology annotation, biological process: protein import into nucleus. Gene Ontology annotation, molecular function: small GTPase binding. Bases 1 to 2919 code for a protein of 972 amino acids. Gene Ontology annotation, cellular component: cytoplasm. The transcript has 6 exons. Lineage: Eukaryota; Fungi; Ascomycota; Sordariomycetes; Sordariales; Chaetomiaceae. The record is from RefSeq and is a predicted model, not a curated record.
AUGGCGUCGACCGGGGCUCAAGAGACCUUCCCGGUUCCCAGCGUACUGGCGGCCAUGCUGACCAUGCGCACUGGGGACGCCGAGAAGAAGAAGGCUGCCGUCGACUUCCUGGCCAGGUUUCAGAAAUCAAAAGAUGCCUGGACGACGACCAUCUCCAUCUUGCAGAGCUCGACCGAGGCCGAGGCACAGCUGUUCGCCGCGACCACCUUGAAGGGCAAGAUUACAUACGACCUUGCCACACAGAUUUCAGACAGCGAUUUACCUGCGCUGCGCAGCCAGAUUCUGCUUCUUCUCAAGAAAUUCGCCCCAGGCCCCAAGCCUGUCAGGGUUCAGCUAUGCGUGUGCUUGGCCAUCCUUGCCAUCCAGAUGCAGUCGUGGAAGGACGUGCUACCUAGUGUCGUCGGGGCUCUCGGGAAUGACGUCGCCAGCCACGCUUGCAUCCUCGAUUUCCUCCGAGUGCUUCCAGAAGAAGUCACCGAAGGCCGGAAGAUCACCUUGUCUGAAGAAGACCUCGCCCAGAGGACAUCAGAGCUGCUAGCCGACAAUGCUGAGCAGGUCGUUCAGCUGCUCGUCAAUUACGCGCAGUCUUCUCCUGCUGCCACAACCAAUCCCCAGCUUUUCGACUGCAUCAGCUCAUGGCUCCGCGAGGUCCCGGUCAGCGUCAUCGUUAACUCGCCCCUUAUGGGUGCCGUCAUGCACGGGAUUGCCGAUGACAACUCACUGGCGGCCGCCGCCGAGUGCCUAGGUAUCAUAUGCAGGGAAACCAGGGACGUAGACGAUAAUCUCGAGACUAUACAAGCGCUCCUCCCCAGGGUGCUCGAGCUCAGGCCACGCAUCCAGGCAUUGGUGGAUGAUGACGACUCUGAGGGCUUUAAGGCCAUUACGAAGGUAUUCGCAGAUGCGGGCGAGUCCUGGGUUCUGAUCAUUGCCCGCCAGCCGCAGCACUUUCGCCCCCUGGUUGAUUGCUUGCUUGAGUGUUGCGCAAGGGACAAGGAGAGGGAUGUCAUCGGCUACACAUUCACAUUCUGGUACGAGCUCAAGCAAUAUUUGGUGCUGGACCACUACAUCGAGGCGCGGCUGCAGCUCGUCGAGGUCUUCUCGAGGCUCGUCGACAUCCUCCUCAAGCAGCUCGAGUACCCCCAUUCCGACGACCCGAACGAGCUCGACUUGUUUGACGGUGACAGGGAGCAGGAGGAGAAGUUCCGCUCGUUCCGCCACCACAUGGGAGACACACUCAAGGACGCCUGUGAGGUCAUGGGCGUCGCUGCCUGCCUCACCAAGGUGCACGACGCCAUCAAGGUUUGGCAGGAGAAGUACGCCAGCCAGGCCACGCAGACUUCUGUGCCCCACUGGCAGUCGCUUGAGGCCCCCCUCUUCGCAAUGCGUGCCAUGGGUCGCAUGGUUGACUCGGACGACAGCAGCGUCUUGCCCCAGAUCUUCCCCCUUCUUGUCCAGAUUCCCAUCAGCAACGCGAAGCUGCGAUUCGCGGCGAUUAUGGUCUUUGGACGCUAUACCGAGUGGACGGCGGCCCACCCCGAGUUCCUCGAGCCCCAGUUCCAGUACAUUGUCUCGUCGUUCCAGGCCGACUCGGAGGAGAUCCUCCGCGCCGCCGCCCAGUCCUUUAAAUACUUUUGCGUCGAUUGCAAGCAGCUGCUUGGCGCCCAGGUCAUCCAGCUGCAGGCAUUCUAUGAUCAGAUCCUCGAUAAGCUCCCUGACCCUAGCAAGGAGGAGAUCACCGAGGGUGUUUCGACCGUGGUAGGGGUCCAAAAAGCCGAAGACGUGUACAAGCUCCUCAAGCUGUACUGUGAUCCCCUGGUACAACGGUUGAUGCACAAGGCCAACAAUGCCACCGAUAACCAGUCGAAGCUCGACCUUGCUGAUCACAUUAACCUUCUUGCCUACUUCACCCAGAACGUCGUACCGUACGUCCCCGCCAAUGCCGAGAACCCUGCGGUUAAGUACUGGCAAGAAGUUUUUCCCGUCCUGGCGACCAUCCUUGACAACUUCAUCGACUUUGUCCCCAUCUGCGAGCGUGUGUGCCGUUGUUGGCGCUUCAUGGUCAUCUGGUAUCGGACGGCCAUCACACCGUUAUUAGGCCCCAUGGCCAACAAGCUGGCCGAAGGAUUCUCAAAGUCGAAGCAGGGCUGCUUCCUUUGGGCGACGAGCGCCAUACUACGCGAGUUUUCUGAAGACCGAGAGCACGUGGACGACAGGAUUACUGAAGACAUAUACGUGUUCUUCGAGGCGCAAGCGACCAACGUGCUCCGGACCAUGAGCGACCUGCCGCCCAUCGACCUGCCGGACGUCAUUGAGGACUUUUACCGCCUCCUCAUUGACGCGCUCCUUUAUUAUCCUACCAAACUUAUCCCGUCUCCUCUUUUCACCCCGAUCUUCCAGGCCGCCAUUUCGGCUCUGGCCCUGGAAAAACAAGAGCCCGUCUCGGCGGCGCUCCACUACAUACGGGAUGUGCUCACCUACGGCGGCCCGAAUCCUGCUCGUUCCGGCAGCGAGCUUGGUCCGGCAGGCGCGCAGCUGCGCGAGAUCGUCAAGCAGCUGCUACUCGCGCAGGGUGAGGCGCUCGUCAAGCAGACGCUCGCCGGCAUGAUGAUCACGUUCCCGCGCGACUGCUUCGCCGACGGCAGCGGGGUGCUCCUCGGCAUGUUCCAGCUCGUACCAGCCGAGACCACCCAGUGGGUCGACCGCACCAUCCGCAUGCUCCCGGCGGGCACCAUCACCGCUACCGAGGCCGACCGCCUGCUUGCCAAGAUCAGGGACAAGCUUCAGGGCGGCGACUCGGCUAGUGUGCGACAGAUUAGGGCUAUCUUGCAGGACUUUACAAAUACCUAUCGGAGGAGGUACGUGGCACCUAGGGAUGGAUUGGGUCUACUUGAGGCGGCGCGCUUUCAUUUUGAAGGUUAG